Truncatella angustata is the source of this 1685-nucleotide messenger RNA. RefSeq lists its product as uncharacterized. Bases 223 to 1602 code for a protein of 459 amino acids. The record is from RefSeq and is a predicted model, not a curated record. Lineage: Eukaryota; Fungi; Ascomycota; Sordariomycetes; Amphisphaeriales; Sporocadaceae. The transcript has a single exon.
ACUUAUCUUGAACGCUUUCCCAGGUCUUCUAGAAAUGUCAAUCUAGGCUUGACGAUACUUAGUGUCAUCCACCAGCCAGUAACUAAUUAUACGUCUGUUGAGUUACCUGGGUUGACGCGGCUGAAUAAAGCUCUUCUCUUUCGAGCCUCACGGUCGCGGGACUGGUGAUAAGGUGCAGUCAUUCGCCAUCGUUGUGUUUCGCAAUGUAUAUGACUCCCCAGUAUGAUUUGUCAAAUUUCGGCGGCUGUCGCUUUCUUUAUUUGCAGGGGGUUAGGACAGCUGAGUGCAGAUCAAGUGGAAGCAGAGGUAGAAGCUGUUCCAGGGGUUUGGUUUGACGGUCAGCUUCGAUCAGUCUGCUAUACCUAUAUUACGACGGUGUUGAUCACGGUCCAUUCUGAUGGCGACGGUACCUCACUCGCUGAGGAACGUCCAUCUAAGUCUUCGGGCGACGACAAGGACGUGACACGUUCAGCCGACGGGAUUUUGACGGAGCCAAUGAUUAAGAGCAAUCUCGUGAGCUAUAGCAUGACAGGAGCACUAGAUAUCUCUAGAAGAUUACAGCCAGAAAGUGCAAAAAGUGAAGGGACCUCAGCUGGAGGAGUAACGGACACUGGCGCAACCAACGUAGGCACGUCAGGUGUAGGGGUAUCGGAUGGAGGCACUACAUCCGGAAGAGAAACGACGGGCGGUACCUCGAAUGCAGGGAACAAUACUGCAGACGCAACGGAUGGAAAUCUCAUGAACGGACUACCCCCUGAUGUAACUUCCACAGAUGAAAUUCCUUCUGAUGGAACUCCCCAAAUUGGAGCUCCUCCACAGGGAACUCCUGCACAUGAAUUUUCCACUGUUCGGAAUUCCACUGAUGACUUUCUCACAGGUGAGUUUUCCACAGAUGAAAGUCACGCGACAAAAGAAACCUCGUUUUCAAGCGAAUAUAUAGCAAAUUCCGCCACAUCUAUGGAGCAGUUUGCCAGCUUGGUGACUGUUAUGUCUGCUUCGGAUUCAAAUUCUUUUGCUACAGGGAGCCAAAUUUCUUCCCAUCCGGCAGAACCGUUAUCGAUUUCAACUCCCAGCACCGCAUUUCAGCCACCAGCUACGACUUUGAGUGAGAAUAUUUCGAGCCUCACCCAGCCGAGAUUAUCGAUUACGAAUAUUGCCAGCGUUGUGUCUUCUAUUUCUGAUGCCAUUGGUCUCAGUACUGGCGGUUUAAGAUUUUCUAGCAUUUCUGCUUCAUUAUUGACGGACAUACUAACCACUUUAGUGCCGACUGCCACAUCUUCGACCAGCGCCCUUACAGCUUCCGCUAUAUCCACUGUAAUCUUAAGUGUCGAACUUCAGGUUGUCAAUGAUACACAAAAACGAGAUUUGGAGCUGCAGACAAGGGACGAAAUAUCUGGCUACGUUGGUGAUGAGACUAUGUGGAACCCAAGCAAUUGUAGUGACGCGACAGUAUAUCGCCAGAGCAGAGGUCAACUUGUCGCCAUUUCCAAGAAGCGAACUCUUUCAGUGGAUCCUGGAGUGCCUUAUAUUAAUAUGGCUGACUACCCAGGAGGAUCAAUCGAAACAUGUGUGUAUUUUUCUAUCACUGUGUACACGUACUAGGCGUUCGACUGUUUGAGGCCAUGACCAAUUUGCUACCACAUUUCGCAGACACAAUCUUGUUUCAUAGUCUAUAUGGUUUGCUG